GGCGGGGCGGCCGCCAGAGUGUUUUCAGUUCCGCCUCCAGUCGGCCCAUUCCCCUCUCCCCUCCCGGUCCCUCCAUCCCCUUCUGAAGAGGAAGGAACAAAGGUCCCGGACCCCCCCGGGUUCUUGACGGGGCGGGACCCGGAGCCCCGGUCCAGGUUAGAUUAAGGAGGAUAUUUUCUUAGCGUGGACCACCGCUUUCGGUAAGACCAUGUCGUCCAUCUUGCCAUUCACUCCACCAGUUGUGAAGAGACUGUUGGGAUGGAAGAAGUCAGCUGGUGGAUCUGGAGGAGCGGGUGGAGGAGAGCAGAAUGGACAGGAAGAAAAGUGGUGUGAGAAAGCAGUUAAAAGUUUGGUGAAGAAGCUGAAGAAAACAGGACGAUUAGAUGAGCUUGAGAAAGCCAUCACCACUCAGAAUUGUAAUACUAAAUGUGUUACCAUACCAAGCACUUGCUCUGAAAUUUGGGGACUGAGUACACCAAAUACGAUAGAUCAGUGGGAUACAACAGGCCUUUACAGCUUCUCUGAACAAACCAGGUCCCUAGAUGGUCGUCUUCAGGUGUCCCAUCGAAAAGGACUGCCUCAUGUAAUAUAUUGCCGAUUAUGGCGCUGGCCUGAUCUUCACAGUCAUCAUGAACUCAAAGCAAUUGAAAACUGCGAAUAUGCUUUUAAUCUUAAAAAGGAUGAAGUAUGUGUAAACCCUUACCACUACCAGAGAGUUGAGACACCAGUUUUGCCCCCGGUGUUGGUGCCCCGGCACACAGAGAUCUUAACAGAGCUGCCCCCUCUGGACGACUACACCCACUCCAUUCCAGAAAACACUAACUUCCCAGCAGGAAUCGAGCCGCAGAGUAAUUACAUCCCAGAAACGCCACCUCCUGGAUAUAUCAGUGAAGAUGGAGAAACAAGUGAUCAACAGUUGAACCAAAGUAUGGAUACAGGAUCUCCAGCAGAAUUAUCUCCUACUACUCUUUCCCCUGUUAAUCAUAGUUUGGACUUGCAGCCAGUUACUUACUCAGAGCCUGCAUUUUGGUGUUCAAUAGCAUAUUAUGAAUUAAACCAGAGGGUUGGAGAGACCUUCCAUGCCUCACAGCCCUCACUCACCGUAGACGGCUUCACAGAUCCAUCAAAUUCUGAGAGGUUCUGCCUAGGUUUACUCUCCAACGUAAACAGAAAUGCUACGGUAGAAAUGACAAGAAGACAUAUAGGAAGAGGAGUGCGCUUAUAUUACAUAGGUGGGGAAGUUUUUGCUGAGUGCCUAAGUGAUAGUGCAAUCUUUGUGCAGAGCCCCAACUGUAACCAGAGAUACGGCUGGCACCCUGCAACCGUGUGUAAAAUUCCACCAGGCUGUAAUCUGAAGAUCUUCAACAACCAGGAAUUUGCUGCUCUGCUGGCUCAGUCCGUUAAUCAGGGUUUUGAAGCCGUGUAUCAGCUAACUAGAAUGUGCACCAUAAGAAUGAGUUUUGUGAAAGGGUGGGGAGCAGAAUACCGAAGGCAGACGGUAACAAGCACUCCUUGCUGGAUUGAACUUCAUCUGAAUGGACCUCUGCAGUGGUUGGACAAAGUAUUAACUCAGAUGGGAUCCCCUUCAGUACGUUGCUCAAGCAUGUCAUAAAGCUUCAUCAACCAAUCAAGUCCCAUCAAAAGACUUAAUAUACCAACUCUUCUGUCAUAGUAUUUGUGUGUGGUCCCCGUGGACUGUUUACUAUCCAAAAAUUCAAGAGAAAACAGCACUUGAGGUCUCAUCAAUUAAAGCACCUUGUGGAAUUGGUUUCCUAUGUUCGAAUAUUAGAUGGGAAAAGUAAUGUCUAGAAAUACUCUCCCGUAAAGGAGGAAGAGAAGAUUUUAAAGACUUACUGAUGUCUUGUUGGGCAUAACACUGAGUGUCCCAAAGGUUUAUUAGUAGCAGUAGUAGUUACGUGUGCAGGUAAUGUAUCAUGACCCAGUAUCACAGUAUGUGCUGUUUAUAUGCAUUUUUAGUUUGCAUAAAUUAGGUGUGUGUGUGCUGCUUCUUGAUUUAGGCAAGCCUUUAUAAAGUUACAGUACCUAAUCUGUUAUUCCCACUUCUUUGUUAUUUUUGUGUGUCUUUUUUAAUAUAUAAUAUAUAUCAAGAUUUUCAAAUUAUCAUUUAGAAGCAGAUUUCCCUUGUAGAAAAACUAAUUUUUCUGCCUUUUACCAAAAAUAAACUCUUGGGGGAAGAAAAGUGGAUUAACUUUUGAAAUCCUUGACCUUAAUGUGUUCAGUGGGUCUUAAAUAUUCAUUCUUUCUGUGUUUGUUUACUUACUGCUAAAUCUUAUUAUAAGGAAACUUCAUGGAAAUCUUUCUAAACCUCUCCUCCGGUUCUACUUUUCCACCAAAACAGUGUAGCAUGGCAUCCAUCACCAUCAGUGAUUUGCACUGAUACUGCCAGCACCAGUUAAUUCUGGGUACAAUGAGAAUUCAUGUGGAGUAAGUCCCUUUGUCUUACACCAAAUUUCAGUUUCAGCAGGUAAUAAUAGACUUAUGUAACCUGGCAGUCUUUUGAUUUAUCUUUACACCUCAUAAAAAAUGCACAGGUGGCAGUAUAAUUAUUUUCAGGGAUAUGCUGCAAUUAUUUCGAUAUAUUUAUCCUUUCUGAAAAUUCAAUCUAUAAAUAUAAACACUCUUUUUUAAAAGAUACUUUCAAAUAUUUCAGUAGCAAACCUAGUGCUCUUUUGAGUUGAAUUUCAUUGGAUUUAAUUACCAGAUUGUCUUAUGAAAUGGACCUUUUGUAAAUGUAAUUGCUUCGGCAGAAUACCUAGAAAAGUAAUGCUGAGGUCUGAUCAGCAGAUAGGGGCCAUCUGUUUUUAAGGUAUGUUGUAUUAAAUUUAUAAAAUCUAUGUUAUUUUACAUAAUUAUGAAUUCUGAAUUGUAAAAUUUGGGGGAGAAGCCGUUUAGCAAGUUUUUUAUCUUAUGAA
Dama dama (fallow deer) is the source of this 2933-nucleotide messenger RNA. RefSeq names its product SMAD family member 2 (gene SMAD2). Gene Ontology annotation, cellular component: heteromeric SMAD protein complex. The transcript has 11 exons. Gene Ontology annotation, molecular function: RNA polymerase II cis-regulatory region sequence-specific DNA binding; DNA-binding transcription factor activity, RNA polymerase II-specific; I-SMAD binding. The record is from RefSeq and is a predicted model, not a curated record. Lineage: Eukaryota; Metazoa; Chordata; Mammalia; Artiodactyla; Cervidae. The coding region runs from base 209 to 1612 and encodes 467 amino acids. Gene Ontology annotation, biological process: anatomical structure morphogenesis; transforming growth factor beta receptor signaling pathway; BMP signaling pathway.